Molecule: messenger RNA, 3009 nt
Organism: Anastrepha obliqua
Lineage: Eukaryota; Metazoa; Arthropoda; Insecta; Diptera; Tephritidae
Exons: 8
Coding region: 145-2712 (855 amino acids)
Source: RefSeq, a predicted model, not a curated record
CAGUAUGGCGCUAACUUUGUACGUCUGUUGGUUUUUUGUUAUGUGAUUUGAUUUGAUUUUGUGCGCCCUUUGUAUUUUUAUAUUUAUUUAAUUCUUCGAUAAAAACCAAUAAAUAAUUUCUUAGCGCCCGAACGAAAAUAUCCGAUGGCUCCUCCUUCCAAACACGUCAGCGGUAGUGUUACAGUUAGCGGCUUCUCCACUCUUGGUGAUCCUGCGAAUGACACGGCAGCACAACAAGCGCUCAGCUAUGUACGCGAUUUUUGUAUGCAUGCGACAAAUUAUCGCAACCAACAAACUAUUGAAUCAUUAGCGCUCCUAAACCGCAGUGCUUCACUUCUCAGCACAACCGUGCAACCGCAACUAUUUAAUCCUGUACAGCUGGAAACUUCGAAACUCUUUAUAGACUUGCACGCUGUAAUGGGCACUUUGGCCGCCGACUCCGAUGCACUUUGGGCUUGCGUUACGCUUUUACAACAUCUUAGCCGUAAUCUAACAGCACGACGUGCGUUGGUAGAAGACUUUCGUUUUGUGCCGCUUUUGGCGUUUGUGCUUAAGCGUUCGCAUGGACAAGAAAAGGUUCAAAAACUGUUGACACUUUUGCAAGACUUAACUUAUGGUAUACAAAUUAGCUGGGAGGAACCAUAUUUGAUAGUGCUUCUGGAGCAGCUUGUAAAUAUCAUAUAUCAGGCUGCUGAGGAAGAUGAAGAUGGGCUGGCACAGUUGGCUUUAUCUGUUUUAAUCAAUUUGUGCUAUAAGAAUUUUGUGGUAAUGUUCCUAUUUUUGCGUUCAGUGAAUAUAUCGAAUUUCACAAAGCGUAUUCAAAGUUAUGGCAUGUUGGCUAGUAAAAUGUUGAUAAUACUUAGUGAAGAUACACACACGCCAAAUCAGAAAGACUUGGAUUUAUUUAUACGUUCAACAUUUGCGGCAGCUGAGGAAUGUAUCAAAAGUUGGAAUGUGCCACAUUUGAGGCAUAUAAUAGAAUUUUUAUUGGACUCGGAAUCCCAUGCGUGUCUGAACCACUCAAUGCUGAGUUAUACACAUUAUUGUGAGGAUGUGGAGCGGAUACUUAAUGCACUAGAGUCCUGUGUCGUCGCUGAGGAUGCAGAUGAGCAAAUAUCCAAGCAGAAACACACCUGUCUUGGCUUGCUUUUCCAACUGAUACUUUAUAUAUUGCAAUUAAGCAAUAUUCCCGAAGCUAAUGGUAAAGAGAAUGUCAUAAGUCUUGAUUCAAACGUGCCCAGAAUAUUCGAAUUUCUGGGCAAGUGGCUGGACUCCGAAGUGUGUGGCAUUGAUGCUGUAGAUUUACUGAACGGUUUAAUAAAUUUGGUUCCCAAGGAAUCAAUUGCUGCACGUAUUGCUCGUGAUCCUUCGUACAUCGUGCACUUGAUUGCUAUAUCGGAGAAACCAGAAACUAGUGCACGCCAUAAAUCUGUCAUUCUGCAGCUGUUGUUAUCUCUACUACAUCAGCCAAAGACAGAAAAAUUGAUUCUAUCGCGCAUUACGGAAUCAUAUUUUGACAAAAUAUUUGCCACGCUCCUAAAUACUACCCGAAUAGAUUUGCCAUUUAAUGUAAUCACACCAGAAGAUAUCGAAAAGUAUACCUACUGUUUGUUGCUGCUAAUAAAUUUCGCUGGUAUUGCAAAAAAAGCAUAUUUCGAGAAAUGCUCUACACUCUUACAAUUCGCCUCCAUGCAAAAUGUGUUGGCGCGCGCUAUGGUAGGCAGCAGUGAGAAAGUAUGUGAAGCCGUUUUUGAAAUUUCGCAAUUUGAACGCUUUCCGCAAACUGAAGUGGCAAAGCAAAUCUCAAAAUUGACUCCUUACAAAAGCGUGGGUAGCACUGCCGGCUCAACUGCAGAUGGUGAUCAGUGGCAAAAGUUUAAUAGUAUUAUGAAAAGUCACAAAACCUUUGUUGGUAAGGAAAUGGAGGAGCGACUUAAUGCAUUGGUUGAUUUGAUAAGCAAUGCGCAACGUAACAAUCAACUGCAGAAUGUAGCCAUGUCCCAAAUCAUCGAGAUAUUCAAUUAUAAAAGUGAAAUGUUUAGCGCUUCAGAAAGUUGUAUGCAAAGGCGGUUAGAGAUCGCAAGCCAAGAGAUAACAAAUCUAACACAACGCAUCAAUUUGCAAAACGCUGAGUUGCAAAAAUAUGAAAUGAUGAAUCUUGAGCUGCACGUCAAUCAAGAAGGUUUGCAAACACAAUGUCAGGAUCUCAAACAGCAAAAAGAUAAUUUGAAGCACAAUUUGGCGAGUCUGAUGAAAAAGUUGUCGGAACAGUCGGAGUCGUUGCAAAUAUGUGAAAAGCGCUUGACCGUUAAAGUAUCCGAAGUAAUAGUUUUGCAAAAGGAAAAUGGCGAGUUGAAAGAGGAACUGACCGCAAAAAUCAAAGAAUUGGAAAAAAUGCAAACCAAUGCAAAGGAAAAUGCCACUCGUAUAGAAAAGCUGAAGAAGUCGAUCGCUGCUUUCGAAUUGGAUAUAAAGGAAAAAUCACGUAUCAUUGAGGAGCGUGAACGAGAUCUAAGUAAAACGCAAAAACUUUACGAGGAGCAGAAGGAAGCGAAGAAGAAGUCGGACGAUGUUAUAUCAGUUUUAGAGGCACAAAUCCAGGACAAAAAUGAACAAAUACGUAAUUACGAGUUGGAGCUUAGUGAAACAGAGGAGUUGCGCAAAACUAUUAUGAGUCUAAUGGAGAGUAAGAAGCCGAAACGAAAAACGUAAACGAUCAAAAGUUCGACGUGAUGUGGAGGUGUUGUCUGAGUGGCACAGCCCAGACCCAAUUAGCACAAAAGAUGCCAUUCGGAUCCGGCGUGAUAUAGUGGCAAAAAUAAUAAUAACAAUAUUACGUUUAGUAAUGUAAGAAAGUUUAUUUGUGCAUCGUUAGGACGUAGGGAAGAAGGGGAGUAGAAAUUAUUAGCGUUAUAAAUUAUUUUACAAUAGUAGUUUAGCGCUUAGUUACUAAGUACAUAUUUAGUUAACAAUUCAUAAUUAUACAUACAUACAUACAUUGCAAUUGCA